Petromyzon marinus (sea lamprey) is the source of this 3981-nucleotide messenger RNA. RefSeq lists its product as uncharacterized. NCBI's taxonomy places the organism in Eukaryota, Metazoa, Chordata, Hyperoartia, Petromyzontiformes, Petromyzontidae. Gene Ontology annotation, molecular function: protein binding. Gene Ontology annotation, cellular component: nucleolus; nucleoplasm. The record is from RefSeq and is a predicted model, not a curated record.
GACGUCAUUUACCACACGUUGAGGGUGGGUGAGGCUCUCACCACGCUGCUCACGGAGACGGAGACAUGGCGAGCGGUAGCAGCAGCAAUAGCGGCGGCCUGCCCAGCGACCUUUUCCCCUUCAUCUACAGCUUCUUGCUGGAGAACAAAUUUGUGAAGGCGGCCCAGGAGUUCGUGAAGAAAGCCAAAGUGAAAUUGCCAGACCCUGAUGGUCCCAAGCUGUUGGAUGUGUACAAUGUGUGGGUCAAGUCACCCGAGUCGCGCAAGAGAAAGGCGCAGUCUGUCAUGGUGGAGCAGCCGACCGCCAGCAAGCGGCAACGCACUGCCGAUCCCUCCAGCUCGUCUGAGAGCUCCGACACAGAGGAUAAAAAACCAGCGACAGCCAGCGGUGCCAAAGAUGGAAAACCGAGCAAUGGUGUGCCUGUUAAGAAAGAGGCAGCACCUGUCAAAGGUAACGGCGCGCCAAAGCAGAAAGACGUUUCAAGCAGCGACAGUUCGGACGACUCUGAAGACGAGAAGCCAGCAGCAAAGAAACAAGCAAAAUCUGGAGCCUAUAGCGCAGUGCCUCCUCCCUCUGUAUUGAACAAGUCUUCGAGUGCAACUCCGGCUUCCAAGGCACCACCACCCCCCGCCUCUUCUGCCAAGGGAAAGGCCUCUUCGUCCAGUUCAGAUAGUGACUCUGACUCUAGCAGCUCCGAUGAUGAAAAGAAAAAGAAAUCUCUCACAGCUGGCGUGGCACCGGCCGCGGCAGCAGUGAAAGUGACUCCGGCGAAGGCGGCGAAGAGCGAUUCGAGCUCUGACGAAGAGAGCGACGAGCCCGAUAAAAAAAAGAAUACGGUCAAAAAGGUGACCAAGAAAGCAAAGAAAACCCCAGCUAAAGCAAAAUGCCCUGAAAAAAAAGAUGUGGCUGCUAAGCCUCAGAAGAAAAAAGCUGCAGCAACUCCAGUAUCAAAAGCAUCGAAUGAAAACAAAAAAAUGCCACUGAAGACAAAACCCCAGAGCAGUAGUUCGGACAGCUCCAGCAGUGAAGAAGAAGAUGAGGCCAAAAAACCUGCAGCUGUUACCACCCCAAAACCUCCCCCAGCAAAGGUGGAGGUAGUGGGCCCUGCCGGUGCAGUAAAAGCCAGCAGCAGCGAUUCUUCUGAUAGCUCCAGUAGUGAUGAGGAGCCGAAAAAAAAGACUGCAACCCCUGCCGCAACACCGACGGUGAAAAAACCAGCAGCAAAAACUCCAGCUGCAGCAAAGACCGCACCUAAAGAAAAAUUGGCAGCAGCCAAGAAAGAGAGCAGCUCUGAUUCCGACGAUAGCUCCGACAGUGACGAGGAGCCAAAGAAACCGGCCACUCCAGCAACAAAAGCGGUAGCGGGAAAAAACACGCCUUCUAAAGCAGCAAAGACACCAGCAGUAUCGAAGACGCCAGCAGUAUCGAAGACACCACCUGCAGCGAAAAACCCAGCAGCCAAGAAAGAGAGCAGCUCUGAUUCCGACGAUAGCUCCGACAGUGACGAGGAGCCAAAGAAACCGGCCACUCCAGCAACAAAAGCGGUAGCGGAGAAAAACACUCCUUCAAAAGCAGCAAAGACACCAGCAGUAUCAAAGACACCAGCAGUAUCGAAGACACCAGCAGUAUCGAAGACACCACCUGCAGCGAAAAACCCAGCAGCCAAGAAAGAGAGCAGCUCUGAUUCCGAUGAUAGCUCCGACAGUGACGAGGAGCCAAAGAAACCGGCCACUCCAGCAACAAAAGCGGUAGCGGAGAAAAACACUCCUUCAAAAGCAACAAAGACACCAGCAGUAUCGAAGACACCAGCAGUAUCGAAGACACCACCUGCAGCGAAAAACCCAGCAGCCAAGAAAGAGAGCAGCUCUGAUUCUGAUGAUAGCUCCGACAGUGACGAGGAGCCAAAGAAACCGGCCACUCCAGCAACAAAAGCGGUAGCGGAGAAAAACACUCCUUCAAAAGCAACAAAGACACCAGCAGUAUCGAAGACACCAGCAGUAUCGAAGACACCACCUGCAGCGAAAAACCCAGCAGCCAAGAAAGAGAGCAGCUCUGAUUCCGAUGAUAGCUCCGACAGUGACGAGGAGCCAAAGAAACCGGCCACUCCAGCAACAAAAGCGGUAGCGGAGAAAAACACUCCUUCAAAAGCAACAAAGACACCAGCAGUAUCGAAGACACCACCUGCAGCGAAAAACCCAGCAGCCAAGAAAGAGAGCAGCUCUGAUUCCGACGACAGUUCUGACAAUGACGAGGAGCCAAAGACGACAACUACACCAGGAUCAAAGGCAGCAAAAAAAGCGCCCGUGAAAAAGACUGCAAAGUCUGCGAAGACUCCUGCAAAGAAAGGCAAGUUGAGUUCAAGCAGUGAAAAGAAGACCAAAAUAAAAGCUGCAACAAUGCCAGCUGAUAACUCUGUAGUGGAGAAAAAAACUCCAAAAAAGAAUGCUAUGCAGACUCCUGCAGCUGCUAAGAAAGACAGCAGUUCCGAUUCAGAUAGUUCUGAUGAUGAGGCGGGGCCCAAGAAAGUCACUCCUCCCACAGAAAAAUCUAUCUCCGCUUCUGCAACAAAGCCAGCCAAAUCACCGGCCACAGCAAAGAAGCCAGUGGCUGAGAAGAAAGAAAGCAGCUCAGAUUCCGACAGCUCUGACAGUGACGAAGACGAAAAUGAAUCGAAGAAAGGGGUAAAACCUUCCAUAAAUAAAUCGGUUCCGGCCCAGGCCACCCCGGCAAAGCCCAACGUGGCUCCUGCCAAGAAGCAAGAGAGCAGCUCAGAUUCAGACAGCUCGAGCAGCGAGGAAGAAGAUAAGGCUGCCAAAACUACCACCAUUACACCGCAGGCGAAGGCAGCACCGGCACAGCAAAAGGAUGCACCUGCUGCAGCAAAAAAAUCAGCAGACAGCAGCUCGGAGUCCGACAGCUCAAGCAGCGAGGACAAAAGUCCCGCAAAUAGCAAGGCGGCCGUAAAGGGUGGUGCCCCUGUUGUGGCGACGAAGCCAAAUGGGAAGUCUCCAGCCAGCAAGACCGCCAAGGCGGAUGGCAGCAGCUCUGACAGCUCCUCUUCGUCGGAGGAUGAAGACGACAAAACGAAGGCUGCGGCAACUCCCAAGCCAGUCGUGGCAGAUACUGCCAACACUUUGUCGGGGAGUGUGAAUGGAAAAAGGAAACGAAAGAGCAUCUCUGCUUCAGAAGACGCAAAUGAAAAGAAUUUGGAUGCGAUGUCUACCCCAUUAAAAAAGGAGAAGCUGAAGACACCACAGACCGUCCCCAAGGCUUCGAAAAAGAAGGCCAAUGGCAACACUCCGUUCAGGCGCGUGAAUGACGACGACGUGGAGAUUGACCCACGUCUCAGCAACAACUCGUUUGACGCGAAGGCCGGUGCUAAGGGUGACUGGGGUGAGAAGGCAUUUCAUGACCUAAAAGUGACCAAGGGCAAGUCCUUUAAACACGAGAAGACAAAGAAGAAACGAGGCAGCUAUAGGGGAGGGCAAAUCAACAUGACUGCCGUCAACUCUGUCAAAUUUGACAGCGAAUGAAUCAACGUGCGCAGAGAGGGCAUGAGAAACUGCAAAUGUGUGAUGUUGCUGCAUUCAUCCUGCCAAUUGUUUUUAGCCCCCCCCCAGUCUCGGAGUGUACUCCAAAUUUCAGAAUAGUGCGGAUUAAUUAAACAUGCUUCUAUUUGAAUGGAGGAAAAGUUCAAUUGUUUAAAAUGUUACUUUUUGGAGGUAGAACUAAAGUUUGAGAAACUCUUGUCAUUUUUCUGAAAAGUAAUGUUACAUUUCCUUAAAUGAGUAUGGUUUUAUUUAAUUUUUACAGUAGUGGUUAACUGCCUUAAAUAAUUGUAUGAUGUUUUUUUGGAAGUUUAGUCUUGUCCUUCAGAGAAUUAGUUUGCAAUGUGUAAAUUUUCGAGAAAUGUUAACAAUCAGUCACACCAAGUUCAUGUAUUGGUUUCUUAAAAUAAAUAUUUUACAAAAUAACUUUGAA